AUGGAGCUGGGCAAAAGCAUUAAAGCGAUAAUAAACACGAGAAACCAAGAUGUUCUUCACGGUUCUGUAGCAAAUGGAAUAGAAACAAAGGAAUCUUCAGUUGACCAUCCGCACAAACCAGUUUUGAAAUCAAGUUGUCCACCAAAUGAUUUGAGUUUUGAGAGCGUUGCCCCAAAAACAAGCUGUGGAUUUUUUUCUUAUUUCAAAAACAUUUUAACGACUAAACACAGAAGAAAACUGCAAAAAUUAGAAUCUGCGUACAGAACACUUAUUUCUGUAUUUGUUGCCAAUUUUUUCACAAAAUCAUCACAGAAAGUGAAAUCCGAUGAGAUGUCAAUCAACGAUUUCCAGGGACUGAAAACGAUAGGACAAGGGAGCUUUGGAACUGUGAAAAUUGGCGAAUUGAAAAAGACCAAAGAAAUCUUGGCAAUUAAGAUUCUCAAGAAACAACAAAUUUAUGAACUGAACUUGAUAGAGAACACGGUGAACGAAAAAAAUUUCUUCCGCUCAAUAGAUCAUCCAUUUAUCGUAAGCGCAAAAUACCAUUUCUGGGACAACAUGCAUCUCUACAUUGUGAUGGAUUAUUGUGCUGGUGGUGAACUCUACACAAGGCUACAACUCAAUAAAAAAUUUGACGAAAACACAGUGCGAUUUUACGGAGCUCAAAUUUUUUCAGCUUUGGACUUUCUCCACAAUAUUGGCAUAAUAUAUCGAGAUUUGAAGCCUGAAAAUGUUCUCAUUGAUUCGACAGGCUACCUCAAACUAACUGACUUUGGAAUAUCAAAAAUGUCAGACUGGACCAACACUUUCAUUGGAACGCCUUUGUACACAGCACCAGAAAUGUUUGAUGAAGGUUACAAUUGCUCAAUAGAUUGGUGGGCUUUUGGUCUUUUGCUGUUUGAAAUGAGAAGUGGGUUUGUGCCAUUUGCUGGAGAAUCGGAAGAUGAAGUGUACGACAAGAUUUUAAAUGUUGAAGUAAAUGUACCUGAAAAUUUUAGCCCAAAAUUGGCAGACUUAAUUAAACGUCUGUUAGUGAAAGAUCCAUCAAAUCGAAUAGGAUGUCUGCAAAAUGGAUCUGAUGACAUCAGGAACCAUGCGUGGUUCUCAAAAAUGAACUGGAUGAAAUUAUUGAAGAAGCAGAUUACUCCAGCGUACGUCCCCUCGUUGAAGCACCCCACGGAUACAUCGAACUUUCAAGCAUGCCCAGAAGUGAAUGCUGAGAGGAGCUCUAAAUGUCUCUACUUUGAAGAAUUCAAUGAUUUCUACUGA
Molecule: messenger RNA, 1269 nt
Organism: Helobdella robusta
Lineage: Eukaryota; Metazoa; Annelida; Clitellata; Rhynchobdellida; Glossiphoniidae
Exons: 1
Coding region: 1-1269 (422 amino acids)
Biological process (GO): peptidyl-serine phosphorylation
Cellular component (GO): nucleus; cAMP-dependent protein kinase complex
Molecular function (GO): cAMP-dependent protein kinase activity; ATP binding
Source: RefSeq, a predicted model, not a curated record